Diospyros lotus (date-plum) is the source of this 1461-nucleotide messenger RNA. RefSeq names its product spermidine synthase 1. Gene Ontology annotation, cellular component: cytosol. The record is from RefSeq and is a predicted model, not a curated record. NCBI's taxonomy places the organism in Eukaryota, Viridiplantae, Streptophyta, Magnoliopsida, Ericales, Ebenaceae. Gene Ontology annotation, molecular function: spermidine synthase activity. Gene Ontology annotation, biological process: spermidine biosynthetic process. Bases 125 to 1162 code for a protein of 345 amino acids. The transcript is spliced from 9 exons.
CUCUCUCUCUAUAUAUAUACAUAGAUAUCCAUCUGCGUUUCUCUCUCUCUCUCUAUAUAUACAUGCGCAGCGGCAGCUUCCUUUGAAGCAAUCGUCUGGUUUUAGGGUUUUAGAGACCGAGGCGAUGGCGGAGGAGAGCGGCGUCCCGACGGUCGCAGCCGAUUUGCCGGCGAAGAGGCAGAGAGGGGAGGAAGAGAACGAGAACGGAGUCUCUGCUCCCGUGGAAGUGGAAGGCAUCAACAACAAUGAGAACAACGAGUCUCAGUACAUAUCCACCGUUAUACCUGGGUGGUUCUCGGAGAUAAGCCCAAUGUGGCCUGGAGAAGCACAUUCAUUGAAAGUAGAAAAGAUUUUAUUUCAGGCGAAAUCUCAAUACCAGAAUGUCAUGGUCUUUCAGUCCUCUACAUAUGGGAAGGUUCUUGUUCUAGACGGUGUGAUUCAACUGACAGAGCGGGAUGAAUGUGCAUAUCAAGAAAUGAUUACUCACCUUCCACUUUGUUCAAUUCCCAGCCCAAAGAAGGUUUUGGUUAUUGGAGGAGGAGAUGGUGGUGUGCUGCGUGAAGUGUCUCGCCAUUCUUCAGUUGAGCAGAUAGAUAUAUGUGAAAUUGAUAAAAUGGUGGUUGAUGUUUCUAAGCAAUUUUUUCCUGAAGUUGCUGUUGGGUACGGGGAUCCCCGUGUAACACUCCAUAUCGGUGAUGGAGUUGCAUUUCUGAAAGCUGUUCCUCAAGGAACUUAUGAUGCCAUUAUAGUGGACUCAUCUGAUCCCAUUGGUCCAGCACAAGAACUUUUUGAGAAGCCCUUCUUUGAGUCAAUGGCAAAGGCUCUCCGUCCAGGAGGGGUUGUCUGUACUCAAGCUGAAAGCAUAUGGCUUCACAUGCACAUAAUUGAAGAUAUUGUGGCAAAUUGCCGCCAAAUAUUCAAAGGCUCUGUCAACUAUGCAUGGACGACUGUUCCGACAUAUCCAAGUGGGGUGAUUGGUUUCAUGCUUUGCUCCACUGAGGGGCCGGCUGUGGAUUUCAAGCAUCCGGUCAACCCUAUAGAUGCUGAUGAUAGCCAUUGCAAAUCAAAAGGGCCAUUGAAAUUCUACAACUCUGAGAUUCACGCUGCAGCUUUCUGUUUGCCAUCUUUUGCCAAGAAAGUGAUCGAUGCCAAGGCUAAAUGACCAAAUUUUGAGAAGGAUCCGACGAAACAGCAUUGGCUGCUAUGUAGAGUUCCUGGUUUCCAUCCUCACUGAAAUGAUCUUUUCUAGGGAUGGCCCUAGAAUAAGUUGAGGUUUGAAUUUUCAUGCUCAAGUAGGAUCCCUCUCUUAUUGUAGAGAAUCGAAUGACUGUUUCGAUAUAGAUAUGAAUUUCAUUUUCCUUAUAUUAUUGGUACUUAAAAAUGGCAGUCAGUUCUUACAAAGCAGCAGUUUUAGAAGAUGUCACAUUUGCCAACUGCAGUUUUAACAUGCUUUGAUCUAUA